AUGGGCGACCAACUCCCAAGCGGCGCAAAAACUCCUAGACGGAACACCCUCUCGCUGACCGAGUACACUGCUACUCCCUCUCCUCCCUCCAAGUCAGAGGAAUGUCCGCCAGAAUGGGACAUCCCCGAGGGCUUCCUGCUGCCAAACGGAUACCCAGAUUACAUACGGCUCAUUCUGACAUCUCGAGUAUAUGAUGUGAUUCAAGAAACGCCUCUUACACAUGCUGUCAACCUCAGCAACCCGCUAGAAUGCAAGAUCAUGCUGAAGCGGGAGGAUCUCCUGCCCGUCUUUAGCUUCAAGCUCCGGGGUGCCUAUAACAAAAUGGCCCAUCUACAGGGAGAGAAGCGGUGGAAAGGAGUCAUUGCUUGCUCUGCUGGAAACCAUGCGCAGGGUGUUGCAUACUCUGCACGCCAUUUAAAAAUCCCAGCGACAAUCGUCAUGCCAUCAGGCACCCCGGCAAUUAAACACAAGAACGUCUCAAGGCUAGGUGGGACGGUCAUCCUUCACGGACAAGACUUUGAUGCUGCGAAGGAAGAAGCGCAGAGGCUCGAGAAGCUCCAUCACCUCACCAACAUCCCGCCGUUCGAUGACCCACAAGCAAACUUACAAAACCUAGAAGCUGUCUUUUGCUGCGUUGGAGGAGGCGGUCUGAUCGCCGGUAUAGGUACCUACAUCAAACGCAUUGCGCCCAACGUCAAGGUUAUAGGAGUCGAGGCUGUUGAUGCCAAUGCCAUGAAACAAUCUUUGGAGACCGGAACACGCAUCACACUCAAAGAGGUUGGCCUAUUCGCCGAUGGUGCUGCCGUACGAGCAGUUGGCAAGGAGACUUUCCGGCUCUGCAGAGAGGUGGUAGACGAAAUCAUCGAGGUAUCAACUGAUGAGACCUGCGCUGCAAUCAAGGAUAUGUUCGAAGACACUAGGUCAGUCGUCGAGCCUGCGGGAGCCCUGGCACUAGCUGGCUUGAAGAAAUACAUAUCGAAAUACCCUUCAAGGAAUUCAAACAGAGAGCUAGUCGCUGUUGCGUCCGGAGCGAAUAUGAACUUCGAUAGGCUUCGUUUUGUGGCAGAGCGCGCCGGUCUUGGAGAAAAGAAAGAAGCUUUGCUACGUGUUUCUAUUCCCGAGCAGCCUGGCGCCUUUGCCAAACUUAUAGAUAUUGUAAUGCCGCAUUCUGUCACAGAGUUCAGCUACCGGUACUCUGGCAAGGAAUUCGCCGAUAUCUUCAUGGGAAUAUCACUUUCCACGUCAUCAGAUGCCCAUGAAUUGCAAGCCCUGGCCGCUCAGAUUCGAAAUGGGGGCAUGGAAGCAUCAGAUUUGAGCAACGAUGAGCUUGCAAAAACACAUCUUCGGUAUCUUGUUGGUGGACGCACAAGUACCCCAGACGAAAGAUUGUUCAUGUUUGAGUUCCCUGAACGUCCCGGCGCUUUGGAGAAAUUCCUCACUACCCUUCGCCCAAAUCAAAAUAUCACUCUCUUCCACUAUCGAAACUUUGGAGGGGAUGUUGCUAAAGUCCUCGCUGGUAUCCAGUGCCCACCUGAUGAAAGAGAAGCUCUUGGCGCGUUCCUUCACGAUCUCAGCUAUCCUUUCACCGAGUGUACGGAAUCGCCGGUAUAUCAAAUGUUCCUUAGGCAAUAA
Molecule: messenger RNA, 1632 nt
Organism: Trichophyton rubrum CBS 118892
Lineage: Eukaryota; Fungi; Ascomycota; Eurotiomycetes; Onygenales; Arthrodermataceae
Product: threonine ammonia-lyase, biosynthetic
Exons: 4
Coding region: 1-1632 (543 amino acids)
Biological process (GO): L-threonine catabolic process
Molecular function (GO): threonine deaminase activity; pyridoxal phosphate binding
Source: RefSeq, a predicted model, not a curated record